AUGAAGAAAGCAGAGCUAAUAUUCAUUCCACUGCCGGAGACUGGCCACCUUUUGUCGACGAUUGAGUUCGGUAAGCGUCUGAUGAAUCUGGACCCUCGGAUUUCCAUGAUCACAAUCCUCUCCAUGAAACUCCCUUACGCUCCUCAUGCCGAUGCUUCUUUGGCGUCGCUCACAGCCUCCGAGCCUGGAAUCCGACUCAUCAGCCUACCGGAGAUCCAAGACCCACCUCCGAUUAAGCUUCUCGACACUUCCUCCGAGACUUACAUUCUCGAUUUCGUCGACAAAAACAUACCAUUUCUCAGAAAAACUAUCCGAGAUUUGGUCGACUCGAACCAUGUCGUAGGCUUGAUUCUUGAUUUCUUCUGCGUCGGUUUGAUCGACAUCGGCCGUGAGGUAAACCUUCCUUCGUAUAUCUUCAUGACUUCCAACUUCGGUUUCUUGGGGUUUCUACAGUAUCUCCCGGAAAGAAAUCGUUUGAACUCGUUGGAGUUCAAUGAAAGCUCAUCCAAGGAGGAGUUACCGAUUCCGGCGUUCGUAAACCGUGUUCCGGCCAAGGUCGAGCCUUAUGCUGCUGAGCAUUUUACUCGAGGACGAGAUUACCCUCACGUGUAUCCUGUUGGGCCGGUUCUCAACUUAACAGGCCGUACAAAUCCGGGUCUAGCGUCGGCCCAAUAUGAAGAGAUGAUGAAGUGGCUGGACGGGCAACCGGACUCGUCGGUUUUGUUCCUGUGUUUUGGGAGCAUGGGAGUGUUCAGUGCACCUCAGAUCCAACAGAUAGCUCACGCGCUCGAGCGCGUUGGGUUCAGGUUCAUCUGGGCGAUCCGUACGAACAUGGCAGGAGACGGCGAUCCCCACGAGCCGCUUCCAGAAGGACUCGUCCACAGAACAAUGGGCCGUGGGAUUGUUUGCAGAGAGUACGGUGUACCAAUCGCCACGUGGCCCAUGUAUGCGGAGCAACAGCUGAACGCCUUCGAGAUGGUGAAAGAAUUGGGCUUAGCCGUGGAGAUAAGGCUUCAUCACGUGGCGGAUGGUGAUAGGAUCACACUAGAGAUCGUGUCGGCCGAUGAAAUCGCCACAGCCGUCCGAUCUUUGAUGGACGGCGAUAACCCAAUCAGGAAGAAGGUCAAAGAGAUUUCGGUAGUGGCGAGGAAAGCUGUUGGCGAUGGUGGAUCUUCUAUGGCAGCCACCGGAGAUUUUAUCAGAGAUAUAUUCUUGAUGAUCAGUUGA
Messenger RNA from Thlaspi arvense, 1227 nucleotides. The record is from the annotation of a GenBank genome assembly. Lineage: Eukaryota; Viridiplantae; Streptophyta; Magnoliopsida; Brassicales; Brassicaceae.